Molecule: messenger RNA, 1623 nt
Organism: Fragaria vesca subsp. vesca
Lineage: Eukaryota; Viridiplantae; Streptophyta; Magnoliopsida; Rosales; Rosaceae
Product: (-)-alpha-pinene synthase-like
Exons: 7
Coding region: 1-1623 (540 amino acids)
Biological process (GO): diterpenoid biosynthetic process
Molecular function (GO): terpene synthase activity; magnesium ion binding
Source: RefSeq, a predicted model, not a curated record
AUGACACUCCUAGCUCACUACGUCACAGCUGCUGGCGGUGCUGAUGGGACGAUAAUAAGUAAUUUGCGUUAUUUCUCGAUAACUCGAGCCCAUAUGGAAAAGCAAAUCAACCAAUUAAAAGUAUUGGUGAGGGAACUUUUGACAUCAACUGCAGCUGGUUUAUCCCAUCAGCUGAAAUUCAUUGAUGACAUCCAGCGCUUAGGAGUGUCAUACCAUUUUGAAACAGAAUUAGCAGAAGCGCUGGAAAAUAUUCAUUCCCGACUACAUGAUGGUGAUCUCGACCUAUACAAUGACACUCUUCGUUUUCGUCUAUUAAGACAACAUGGAUAUAAUAUUCAAGGAGAUAUAUUCAAGAAAUUCAAAGAUGCAAAUGGCAAUUUCAAGGAGAGCUUAAUUGCUGAUGUUCCGGGGAUGCUAAGCUUGUAUGAAGCAACGCAUCUUAGGGUUCAUGGAGAAGAAAUAUUAGAAGAGGCUCUUGUUUUCACCACCAAUCACCUUGAGUUGGCGAUAAGCCAAGUAAGCUGUCCACUAAAAGCACAAAUAUCUGAAGCCCUAGAAAGACCUAUGUGGAGAAGUCUAGAGAGACUAUCGGCGAGGAAUUACAUACCAAUAUACCAAGCCACGACUUCGCAUAAUGAAGCAUUACUGAAACUUGCAAAGCUAGAUUUCAAUCUGGUCCAAGCUUUAUACAAAGAGGAGCUUAGUGAGGUUUCCAGGUGGUGGAAAGAGCUAGAUUUUGAAAGGAAAAUGCCUUUUGCAAGACAUAGAAUUGUGGAGUGUUUCUUUUGGAUGAUGGGAAUGUAUUAUGAACCAAAAUACUCGGUUGGGAGAAAGAUUGGAACAAAACUGUGUGCGAUGGCUACAAUGUUAGAUGACAUCUUCGAUUCAUAUGGCACAUUUGAGGAACUCAAGAUAUUUCGCCAAGUAAUUGAGAGGUGGGAUGUCAACUGUUGCAUGGAUGACCUUCCACGAUACAUGAAAGUAUAUUAUCAUUCACUUUGUGAUGUGAUGAAUGAAAUUGAGGAAGAACUGGAAAAGCUAGGAAUGCCAGACCGAAUCCACUACGCAAAACAAGUCUUGAAGGAUCAAGCCAGAGACUACCUCGUUGAGGCCGAAUGGCUCCACGAAGGAUGUACCCUAAGCAUGGAGGAGUAUCUGCCCGUCAGAGUACAAUCUGUUGGUGUUUGUAUGACUGUAGUGUUUUCUUUACUUGGAAUGAAUGAUAAUAUUACCAAGGAAACAUUUGAGUGGGUUUUGAAGUACCCUAAAAUUGUUAUGGCUUCGAGCUUCAUUUUUAGGUUCAUGGAUGACAUUGGGGGGAGCAAGCAUGAGAAACAAAAAGGGGAUGUUGAUUCUAGUAUUGAUUGCUAUAUGAAGCAAUAUGGGGUCUCAAAGGAAGAGGCAAUUGAAGUGCUCGACAAACAAAUUGUGGAUUCAUGGAAGGAAAUAAAUGAGGAUUUACUUAGACCAACUGCUGUGCCAAUGUAUGUGCUCUUGCGUGUUAUGAAUUUCUCAAGAGACGUUGAUCUGGUUUAUAAAGGAGAAGAUGGGUUUACACAUGUUGGGAAAGUAGUAAAACAUGCUGUCGCUGCACUUUUUGGUGAUCCAUUGCCACUCGAAUGA